This is a messenger RNA of Dicrocoelium dendriticum, 1401 nucleotides long. The record is from the annotation of a GenBank genome assembly. Lineage: Eukaryota; Metazoa; Platyhelminthes; Trematoda; Plagiorchiida; Dicrocoeliidae.
AUGAUUGACCUUGCGACUGACUCUAAACACAUCCGUUGUUGUGUGAGUCGAAUGAAAUUCAUGGCCAACUGGAUGACCUCCAUGCCACCUUCUACUUGGAAACACGUAGUCUUUCCAGUGGCUUGCACCGUUUUCCGCUUUGGAGUGCGGUCAGGUAAUGAGGCGACGGAUGUACUGGAUACCGAUGGACUUCCGGUAGGAAAGCACGCACUGAGUUGCGCUCAGUCCGAUUUUCUUGAGGAUAUUCGAGUGAUUCGUUCGCCGGAAUCGAUUUAUCGGUUAAAAACAACUAGUCCACACCAAACAGCCUGGAAGUGCUGCAAACCAAUUCGGCUAUACUUUGAACUCAGAACAGAAGAGCAGACAGAUUCCGUCCAAGUGGAUCAGUGUAUGGCCUAUGUGGUGCUCCCCACCGGUGAGCAAACGGAAUACACCAUCAAUGAUGGUCAGCUGACUCCCACGGCUGAUAUGGAGGAGGGUCUGUACUACUUUGUCUGUGGUAUGAGGCGUCUGGGGCUCCUCGAUAACCUGUCAAUGCAUUUGAUCGAUGCAGAUUUGUGUGGCGCCAAGUGUGGACCUGUAGUGGUGGACCUCACUUCGUCACAGAAACGCUACCGUAUGUGUCUGUGUGCCAGGAAUGAGUCGUCAGUCCAUGCAAACGCUUCGCUUCCAAUCGAAUGUACCAAUCCAACUGAUCAUCCCGUGCAUUUUUCUGACAAUUACAUUGAGGUGCAAGAUGCUGCGGUUUACCCCGAUCAGGUGGAAUUUUUAUGUGACGCAUGCUGGAACUCGACUACAUGUGACAAUAAACAGAGUAUCGUAUUGUUUCUGGCCCCUCCAGAACGCGAUUUGUCGAUACGCGCGAAUGUUUACAACCGAAGCUAUAAUGUUACAAGGCUGGACUCCGAAUUCGUCCCUUGCGUCACUUGGUCAUACGUACCGCCUAGUUCCGCUUGCGAAGGGCCACAUAUUACCUCUCUGUCACUGCAAUGCGAUUACCAAGUUCCCGAGGAGACGAUUACACAACUGGAUGUUAUAUGCACCUUAACGGAAGUCGAAAGUUAUCAGACACUGAAGCUCAGCGUUUACGAUGAUCGGCCACCCAUAUUUGACUGUAACAACAACACAAUAAUUGUGCUUGAUGUAGGCUCGAUAGAAAAGUAUCCCGUUUGCAGGUGGAUAGCCAGAGACCCAUCGGACCAAGCUCAAGUGGACGAGACGCUGGACAUUGUAUGCUUUUCAAUACCUCCAGGGUUGAAUUUCCAUCGAGGCACUGUCUUGGCAUCGCAAUCACGUCUGUCCACGACGGAGUACACGGUGGUAUGCAAUCAACGAUCCGUGGUUGUCCUCGUGGACUCCAGAGGUUGGUCACAUCUCACUAAUGAGUUUGCAGCUUCAUGA